Fonsecaea multimorphosa CBS 102226 is the source of this 255-nucleotide messenger RNA. RefSeq lists its product as uncharacterized. The record is from RefSeq and is a predicted model, not a curated record. The coding region runs from base 1 to 255 and encodes 84 amino acids. NCBI's taxonomy places the organism in Eukaryota, Fungi, Ascomycota, Eurotiomycetes, Chaetothyriales, Herpotrichiellaceae. The transcript has a single exon.
AUGUCCUCCGAAACACGAGAUUACCACCCUUCGGCUGACACAACGCUCUCUUCUCUGGAAGAGAAGGGACACCACACCGGCGGCAACGAUUCCCCCGCCGCUCAUCGCCUUGACCAAGUCGACAAGACUGAGCCUGGAGGGACGCUUGAGGUUGACACAGGGGAAGAUUUGGUCAAACCACGAGAACUCUUUCUUACCAAGCGGGACAGCAAGGGAGAGGAACAAUGGUGGGAGUGCCGUUGGAAGAACGGUUGA